This is a messenger RNA of Spodoptera frugiperda (fall armyworm), 1851 nucleotides long. RefSeq names its product ecdysone-induced protein 78C. Lineage: Eukaryota; Metazoa; Arthropoda; Insecta; Lepidoptera; Noctuidae. The record is from RefSeq and is a predicted model, not a curated record. Gene Ontology annotation, molecular function: sequence-specific DNA binding; zinc ion binding; nuclear receptor activity. Gene Ontology annotation, biological process: regulation of DNA-templated transcription.
GGGUUCUUUCGGCGUAGUAUUCAGAAGCAAAUCGAGUACCGGUGCCUACGCGACGGCAAGUGUCUGGUCAUCCGCCUGAACAGGAACCGGUGCCAGUUCUGCAGAUUCAAGAAGUGCCUAGCUGUUGGCAUGAGCAAAGACUCCGUACGAUACGGCAGAGUACCGAAGAGACCCCGAGAGCCCUCCGCAGCAGACAGCCUGCCCGAACCUUCCAAGCGACCGGUCCACACCAGCGCCACCACGAUCCCCCCCACGGAUCCUUUGGAAGCACAGCUUUUAAGGCAAGAAAUGUCGAGGGAAUUAGUAAAACUCAUCACCGCUGCCCACCGCGGCACCAAUACUUACAGCGAGGAAAUACGGGCCUCCCUGGAGCAGCACCCCAUCUCCAUCCGUGUCGAGGAGUCGGAAGGUGAAGGUAGCGGCGCCGAGGACGCCGCCUCCUCGACCACGGACCGCGCCACGGACGCGCGCUCCGUGCUAUGGCACAACAUCGCUGUCCGCAUGACCCCGGCUGUUCAACAGGUCGUCGAGUUCGCGAAACGUUUGCCCGGCUUUCACGGCUUACCCCAGGAUGACCAGUUGAUAGUCAUCAAGCUAGGGUUUUUCGAGGUCUGGCUGACUCGCAUCACCGGGCUAUCAACUCCAGACCGCAUCAUGUUUGAGGACGGCACCAUCUUCACCCACGCCCAGCUAGCUACCAUCUAUGACGCAACGUUCGCGACGGCCAUGCUGACGUACAUUUGGAACAUACAACGACUCUGUAUGACCGAGGAGGAGAUGGCAGUAUACACCGGCACCCUGCUCCUCUGCCCACAACGCGCUGGACUCAGCGCCGCGGACCGAAUUCAAGGGCUACAGAACGCCAUGAACGACGCGCUCCAGAACAUUCAAGCUGCAACGCACGGCGGGCCGGAGGCUGUGGCAUUAUCCCAGGCGCGCUACGAAGCCUUCGCAGCAGCCAGGAAUGAGGUGCGGCAGCUGGGCUUCCGACACAACGUGCUGCUGGCCUGGCCACGUGAGCACUGGCAGCGUCUGCUGCUGCCCCCAUUAUUUUCCGAAAUAUUCGACAUCCCGAAACGGGACGAAGACGCAAACGGGGAUUCUGCCGCCACUUCACCGGGCCCUGUGCCCAGGUCCCCCCAGUCCCCGCACUCGUCACACCCCCCAGUCCCGCAAUUAGGAUAACUUAAAAAAAAUCAAAGAGAACGCCAAUACUAAUAAAGGCAUGACUGAUAUGAUUAUAUUAUUAUUGGUAUUAUCAUUAAAGGUUUAGAAUAACUAGCGCCAAAGUUUCGCAGAAACUCUAGGGAUAGUUAUUGUAAUUGUAUUAUUCCUAAGAACUAAUAUGACCACUAAAAGUAUUAAAAUAUUUCUAACACGAGUUUUGUAAACAAAGAUUGUAUAUUCUGGCAGCUAUUCCGAUAGGCUGUCGUGCAAUGUUUAUGUACACGAUCUCGACGAUGACAUUGUGAUCUGAGAGUGAGCUAGCAUGGUUGGUUGGUUGGCACGCCGACCUUGCCGUAGGUAAGUUAGUCCAACGCACGACUUAGGAGCUAUCGUAUCGACCCCAUAUAGGAAUCACCAUACAUAUCGUUCUGCAACAUGUAAUGUUAUGAUUUUACUUUUAACGUUAUUUAUUUAAAAUGUUCCUUGUUUUAGAUUAUCUUCAUUUUAAUCAACUAAGAGUUAAGUUAGGUACCUACUUGUAAUUCUUUGAAACUUCAAAUUGUCAUAAUGCUGGUUGUUUGCUCGUAUCGUAUCUACCUAAUAUAAGUUGUAUGUAGUACAUUUAAGUUUCAAUUAAGUUUUGAUUAAUAAACCUAUUGCAUCUUGAGUUAAUUGCUAAAAUUA